Molecule: messenger RNA, 4778 nt
Organism: Scatophagus argus
Lineage: Eukaryota; Metazoa; Chordata; Actinopteri; Scatophagidae
Exons: 14
Coding region: 177-1460 (427 amino acids)
Molecular function (GO): nucleotide binding
Source: RefSeq, a predicted model, not a curated record
AAGUUUUUGACUGCUUCGUAGUCAACCCCUUUGUUCGAAGAAGUGAGACACUCCGCUGUUGUAGUCACUUUCGGACUGUAUGCUUGUUGUAGUCGUGUUUGGACAGUGGACCCAGACAGAAGCGGGCAGAAGGUUUUGACAGCUGUGUGGGACUAAACAGUUCGCAGGGUGCCAGAAUGACUUCGCCUGUCCGUGUGAUCGUGGUGGGAGCUGGAUGUCGAGGGGAGAUCUACUCCCACUUUGCAUCCAUCCACCCUGAACGUAUGAAGGUUGUUGGAGUAGCUGAUCCAAGGAAAUUUGCUCGCACUAAACUUCAACAGCAACACAAAAUUUUAGAUGAAAACAUAGUUGAAGACUGGCACAGUCUUAUUGAAAGACAGAAGUUUGCAGAUGCAGUCUUUAUUUGUACUCCUGACCGCCUUCACAAGGAACCUGCAGUUGCCUUUGCAAAGAAGGGCUACCAUGUCCUCCUGGAGAAACCAAUGGCAACAACAGUCGAAGACUGCACAGCAAUUGUAGAGGCUUGCACUCAGAGUGGUGUGAUGCUAUCAGUGGGUCAUGUUCUCCGCUAUGAUCCAGUCAUCCACAAGAUAAAGGAGUUGAUAGAUGCUGGAGUCGUAGGUGAUGUGAUCCACAUUCAGCACCUUGAGCCAGUUGGCUAUUACCACUUUGCUCACUCAUUUGUUCGGGGGAACUGGAGGAAUGAAGCAGAGAGCUCUUUUGCUCUUUUGGCUAAGUCGUGUCAUGACAUUGACUUAAUUCAUCACUGGGCUGGAGCACGCAGGUGUGUGAAAGUAUCAUCGUUUGGAUCUGUCAGCCACUUCAGAAAAGAAAACAAACCAGCAGGUGCUGCAGAUCGCUGCUUGGAUUGCUCCAUAGAAAAAAACUGUCCAUACUCAGCAUGCAAAAUCUACCUGGAUCGAGUGAAACAGGGUCACACUGGCUGGCCUGUAUCAGUCAUAUGCCCGAGUUCGUUACCAGACAUCGAGUCAGUAACUGAGGCAUUGAGGACUGGAGCAUAUGGCCGCUGUGUCUACGAGUGUGACAAUGACGUGUGCAGUAACCAGGUUGUUAACAUGGAGUUUGAAGGGGGUGUGACAGCAGCCUUUACCAUGGUGGCGUUCACUGAGGAGAUCUGCAAGCGGAAAACAGCCAUCUAUGGUAGCAAGGGGGAGUUGUCAUGUGAUGGCCACGAGAUCCACGUGUUUGAUUUUCUGACGCAGAGAUCGACAAAGCACACUGCACACAUUAAUGCCCCCAGGCACUUUGGCUUGAGUGGACAUGGUGGAGCAGACUACCACCUUAUGGAUGCCUUUAUUUCUGCUGUGGCGAACAAUGAUCCAUCCCUGAUCCGCUCUGGUCCUGAGGAGACGCUGCUGAGCCAUUUGCUUGUGUUUGAAGCUGAACGUUCACGACUGGAGAGCAGGGUGGUGUACUGUGGUAACACCAGACAGAACUAGAUGACUGAAAUGACAUGAAAAUUAUCUCAUAAAACAUUAUGAUGGUACGUGGACAGCAUAACUAGACAGAUAAAUGACCAAAUCGUGGAGUGUAAUCAGACUGAUUGUUUAGUUCAUUUUGUUAAGGAAUUUUCAGAUCAUUUUAAGAUUAUUUGUUCAGCAUAAUGUCAUAUUGUUAUAAUUUUUUGUAUGUAUGUAAUGCUCAUGUAAAUCAUUUUCCGAACUGCUUCUAAAAAGUUUUAAUCUGUGCAAUUUAAAUUGUCUUUGAACCAUUAUCUGCUUUAAAUGCCUACUCAAAUGUCAUCCAACAAACAAGAUGACUAUCAGUGUGCACUUUCAUUCUUACAUACCUAUGUAUCUCAGGCUAUAUUACAGUUUUAAUGCCAGCUGAUCAGUCAGUCUGAAUAGCUUCUCAAAAUGCUCAGGGAUUAAAUGCAAAUACGUUAACUGAAAUAAAUCUGUUGAAUUCAUAGGUACAACAGACUGUAAACAAAUGCACAAAAAUGUUAAAUUUCCUCAAACAGACUUAUAUCUCACUGAAUAAAGAUACAUUGACAUACAGCAUAUUACGCCUUCUCUAAACAUUGAAUUAAGGAACAAGAGCACAAACCUGUUUCCAGUGACUUACUAUGCAGUAACCCUAAGGAGCGGCCCCAGUUGUAAACAUCACGUCAAUCAGUCCUCUUCUUCUGAAUCUGAGGGAUAAAUAACAGAAAACCUUUUUGUCAUGUCUACCUGAUAUUAGCUAUUGGAUGAUAGCUUUAACAUACUGUGCAGGACAGAAGAUUCAUAACUUCUUUACUGCAUGGUAUGGUCUAGACCUUUUGGUGUCAUGAGGCCAAUUAAUCAGCUAGCAGCUUUUUCCUGUUACAAACUGUAUAUCUACCUCAGUGGACAUUUGUCUGUGUUUUUUAAUUGUUCAAUCUGCAUGCUGUUGCUUUCAGGUGUACAUGGUGGAAUAAGAACAGAGAAAAGGUGGUAAGAAAUGCUAACGCAAUAUUUCUUUUGCCUCCAUUCAAAAGACUAGUGCUAUGCAUGGGUGCCCUAUGCUGUCUUUGAGCUCUAGGAGCUUUUCCAUGAACUCAACACGUUGUUGGUAAAUUGCCAGUCGUUUCUUGGUAGCCUCUUGUUUAAUGGAAACUUUCAUCCGAAGAGCCUGGCGCUGCUCCUGCUGCUCCUCUCCCGGCAAAGCUUUCAGCCCAAGCCGUAAUGGAAGACAGUGUACAAUCGCAGUGACAAUUUGUUUCUUUACUUAUAUCUCUCUGUGUCUCUCCAGCAUGCACGCACGCACGCACGCACACACGCACGCACGCACGCACACACACACACACACACACAGAAAACACCAACCUGAGAGAUCUCCCUGCAAAGGGCCUCGGCUUCAUUGUGCUGACACUUAAUAAAGUUCAUUAAAUUGUAGUUUUGCUCCUCUGCUGCUGGAAAUAUAUAAGUCAUAUUUUCAUUGCUGAUAAAAUACACACAUUUCAUUGUCUCCGUAAUGUUUGAUGGGGACCUACUUUGUAUGAAGUUUCUGAUCACUUUGUCCAGGUCCCUUUCCCCAGUCUGAUUGUUGUUUGAUUGUACCCUCAAAAUCUUCCUGCUGCAUUUCCUUGGAUGGUGGCUGCUUGCACUUCUCUAGUAUAGAUAAAAAUGUGAAACUGAAGUGAAACUACACUAAAAGAUCCUUACUUUGUCUGAGUUGCUGUAUAUUAGAGAUGAUGUACAGCAAACUUUUUUUAUUAGUGUUGGAUUACCGAAUAUUAAUUGACCGAUUAAAAAAUUCAUAAACGUGCCAAAAAAUCAGUAGCACUGAAUGUACAUACACACAUAUAGUUGGACUAUAGUAGCAGUCUCAAUUACUGUAGUAAUAUUGUAAUAUGAAAUACAACAAAUAAGCAACUCGACAUUUGUCAGUGAAAUAGUAACAUCUUUUGGACACAAGGGGUCACUAGUUCAUUAGAGGACAAAACUCCAUUAGCCUGGACUGAUGGUGGUCUGUUGUGUUCUGCACUCUGUGAUUUAGGACUAGAGGAUCUAAAAAUACUGUGGAAUAUCACAGCAAUAAUGAUGAAGCAUUGGAUAACUUUGCAGAAAGGGCUGCACAAACAAGAGAAAACCAGAAACAUGCAGUUUUUGUACAGUAGCCAAUUAAGUACAUAGAGUCACAUUUCUGGGAAAAGCAGGAUAAUAAAACUUUGUACGCAAAGGCUGCUCAAACUAGAAACAAUUAAAUCAUUCGGGAAUACAUUAAUGUUUCAAUAAUCAUAAAGUUGAUUAUUGUUUUUGGAUUUUAGGUAUCUAGCAUGGACUUCUCAAAUAUCUGGCAAAUGGCAAACAAAGUUCGCUGCAGGGGUCUGGUCUGAUUUCACAACUAUUGUAAGGACCUAAUCAAUUUAUCAUAAGCUUAAUUCAGGACAGUAAGAAGGCAUUUUCUAUCACUGGUGUUGUGUAAGAGGUAUAUAAGUUAGAUAGUCAGCAAUUUGAAUCAAGCAAAUCAAUGCUUACAUUGCUUUAUAUGAGAAAGAAAAUGCUAGCCCUCAGUUAAUACAAAAAUGGACUUAACUGUAUCAUUGGUUCAGACUUGGAGUUAACACUAACUAGUUGUGUCAGGUCUGCCUGAUGUUGUAGCAAAAAAAUUAGGUUAAUACUUAAAAUUGUUAAUAGCACCAAACUAGCAUUGGCUUGUCCUAGACUGGCAUAACUGGUUUUGGUUCCUUGUCUAUAGCUAUUGUCAGCUCUCUAAGUAACUAGCUUAAGAUAGCCAAAAGUUAAAACAAGUUCAGGAAGAACUCAGAUUACUUCAGUGGGUAGCUUAAACAAACAAACAUUUUAGCCCAAAUACUCUUGACCAGAGGUUCAACCAAUAGAUACAAAGUGGAAUAACAGCACUUUGUUCAAAGUACAGAGAGUUUUCAAGAGAACUAUACAUUGUGCAACCAGGACCACUUACAAUACUUGCAAUUAAGGGAUUAUUAUGAGACUACAAUUCAAUGAAAUAUGAAGUGAUAUUUGCAUUAUACCAGCAACUAAUGGAGAGAAGAGAAAAUACAACAUUAUACGUAAAACAGAAAUGGGAAAAAGAACUACCGUAGGUGUCAAUAUUCCUGAAGAUGAAUGGUUGCAUAUAUGGAGAACACAACAAUCUACUACAUCAUUACGUAUCUGGAGGGAACACUGUUGGAAGAAUUUAAUAAGAUUUUUUUGUCACCCCUGAUAUCAAGAGCAAUUUUUUGUCUGUAUCACAGCCAUGUUGGAGACAAUGUGGAGCAGUAAAUGUACACUGUAAAAAAAAAAAAAAAAAACAGUAAUUGACUGGCA